This is a messenger RNA of Trichosporon asahii var. asahii CBS 2479, 1989 nucleotides long. RefSeq lists its product as uncharacterized. NCBI's taxonomy places the organism in Eukaryota, Fungi, Basidiomycota, Tremellomycetes, Trichosporonales, Trichosporonaceae. The transcript is spliced from 3 exons. The record is from RefSeq and is a predicted model, not a curated record. The coding region runs from base 1 to 1989 and encodes 662 amino acids.
AUGGCCAGUCGAGCCGCCAACGUGGUCGCAGCCGCGACGGCUGGCUCGGUCACGUCACCGUCCUCGGCUGGCGGCGUCAAAGACCGGAAAAAGUCAGCUCACUGGACGGACAGCGACACGAGUGAGCUGCUCAACGUUCUGCUGCGCUACAACAAUGAUCGAACCAUCGAUAACGGUUUCCGCCCUGAAGUAUGGGAGGAAGCUUCGGCCAUCCUCGAGAGUGCAGUCAACAUGGGCGGUGCCAAGACGCCAGAAGCAUGCAAGUCACGAUGGCAGCGUCUACAGCGCGAUUACAAGGCUGUGAGAGACCUCGAGGAGUUUGCGGGCUUCACUUGGGACCGCAACGAGCAUCGGCUGAAAGCGUCCGAGCAGGCCUGGGAUGCGGCUGGUAAAAUGCACGCCGAGGCAAAGAAGGCGCGAAAGAUUCAUUUGCCGUGCUACGACCAGCUCGCGGCUCUGUGUCCGGACGGCAAGUCGGGUGGUAAGACGUCUAGGCGCCCAACCAAGCCGCGCGUGUCGUCAACCUCGUUCACCUCCGACAGCUCUGGGGUCGUCUCGUUAAACCUCACUCCAUCGGGGCAAAACGGCAUGGUCACACUUAUGCAGGACCCGUCUCACGAUCAUGCACGCGCGAUGGCUUCGGGGGCAGCAGCCGGCCUGCAACCUGGACUCACGCUACAGGGCGAAUCAUCGUUACUCUGGCCUGAGGACGACAGCGUUGAACAUGUGGAGACUGCCUUUACGUUACCGCCAAAUGCUACCCGUCAAACCUUCUCCAUGACACAGCAACAGCAGAAGCGCAUGCCCGCUUACGAUGCGAGCAUGAUGCAAGGGACGUCCCAGCACCCUUCGCCGAAACGAAGACGGCCGUCGGACAUGCCCGCACCGCUGUACCAGCACAUGCCCCUGGACAGACCUCAGCCCCAGAUGAUGCCGCAACACGCUACCUCUCAUGGCCCCCAGGACCCGCAGCAGAGCCAUCAACAGCAACAGCAGCAGCUCCAUACCCAGCAUCAUCCCACUCCACAGCAACAGCAGCAGGCCCAACAGCAGCAACAGGUCCAGCAACAACAACAACAGCAACCGCAACAACAGCAACAGCAACAGCAACAGCAUCACAUCUCCCCGCCCCAGCUUGCCCAGCCGCAACCUACCCCUCAACCCCCUCCUCAGCCUCCGCAACCUCAAGCCUUCCAGCAACCACCGCAUACUCCCUCUCAAUCCCAUUCCUCCCAUUCUGCAUCGGCUCAGCCGCAUCCUUCUCCCGUCACGAAUCGUCACGCCCCCCCACCACAGUAUGGAACGUAUCCGCCACAAACGACGUACGACCAACGAUCACCUCAGUAUACGCCUUCAGUUUCAGAGCAGCCCUUGCGCUCUCCGGUGUACCAGCCGCAACACAUGACGGAAAUGUCGCAGCCGUCGGAGGCUGCACUUAACCAUAACCCGAUUAGUGUUGAAAACGGAACACGACGUGUUUCAAGUCCUCAAACGCAUACGGGGACGGGUCAUUCGGGUCACGGCCAUGCCCGCUUAAGAUCCGCCGCGAACCUUACGCAAAUGAACAUUGCUCCGCCGGGCGGAGGUCCCAAUAGCAGGCUCAUGUCGCCAACGACAAUGGUGACUCCACAGCAGCGGCCCCUACGGACGAAUCUGUCGAUGGAGAGUAUGAGUCUGGAUCCGCCCGCAACGUCGAUGAUGAACUCGGUCACGAGCGGCACCGAUUCGACCAUCGAAACAUCGUCGACCCCGAUCGCCGCAACCCCCGCGAGUAGCAGCACGGCCGAGCUCGUAUUGGCCGAGCGCCACACCGAGGCACUCCGCAUCCUCCAGCGCGAGAAGACGCUGACGCCGGAGGAGAUGCUCGACAUGGUGCAAAAGUUUGAGGACCACCCUCGCUCCGUAGACUCGUACCUGGCGCUGGAGGGCCCACUCCGCACGGCGUACGUCAAGUCGACGAUAUCCAAGAGCAAGAAGUGGAGGCCGUAG